Molecule: messenger RNA, 3141 nt
Organism: Fimicolochytrium jonesii
Lineage: Eukaryota; Fungi; Chytridiomycota; Chytridiomycetes; Spizellomycetales; Powellomycetaceae
Exons: 7
Coding region: 268-2904 (878 amino acids)
Biological process (GO): SCF-dependent proteasomal ubiquitin-dependent protein catabolic process
Cellular component (GO): SCF ubiquitin ligase complex
Molecular function (GO): protein binding
Source: RefSeq, a predicted model, not a curated record
GGAAAAUCGUAGAACUGAGCUCUUCAGAUCUAGCCCAUAUGUUAGUUUUCCCGUUAAAUUGAUACAAAUCGAGAGGAAUAAAAGCCAAUUCUGCGAAUUUACACACUGCUUCCCAGUAGAUUGUCAUACUCUCGUUUUUUCGUUGUAGACGAAAGUUCGACGGUGCCUUUGCAAUCAGUCGCGUCAUUCGAGGGCUAAGCGAGAAUUAUAGCGGCGGCUCUCGAGGACCCUCUAAGGCCGUUCGACGCAGUACCGACCAUCCACCCGAUGGUCGAAAUGGCAGCACGUCCACAUCCCGCACAAGCAGAUCGGCGGCUACCAGCUCUACAGAAGAAACCUCUUCCAACCCUACCAGCAUCUCAAUCCUCCAGCAUUACCCAUACAUCAUCUAAGGUGGUAGGAAUUCCAACAUCAACAUCAACGUCGACACCUCUCUCCCCAUCCCGGAUAUCGCAAACUGCCACCGUUAUAGCCAGCCCCACCACGCCGGUUUCGCAUACCAGCCACCCAUGUCUUUCCAUAGUCUCAUUUGUCACAUGCGUAUCAGCCGUCGACGCGCAUCUGCCUGCAGAGCUACUCGUGCGCAUCUUUGCCUAUCUGGACGUGAAAUCACGGUGUCGCGCCCUGCGAACCCACCGGAGAUGGAAGGAUGUGAUGUAUUGCACACCGAGACUAUGGACGAGAUUAGAUUGGUCAAAUCGCUUUUCGCUUGGCGGAGACAAAAGCGUAGCCGAAGGUGCCCGACGCACCGACACCCUUCUGCAGUUUGUUUUCGCAGAUAGCGCAUCCGCUGGACGGUUCACCAAGCUUGCGAGGUUGGAUCUAAGCUGCACAGACGUAGACCCGUCUGUCUUCAUGGACACCCCAUGCAUCCGGCUUACGCUCAAGGAUACGCUGUCGCAUCUGGUUUUGAAUGGAUGUCCCAACGUUGAUUCCGGGUCGCUCUACAAUCUGCGGGGUCUCACCGCAUUGCGGGCACUCGAUCUAUCGCACUGCGAGUCUGUGGAUGAUGCUGGUCUCGAAGUCCUCUCAUACUAUCUUCCGCAUCUGACACACUUAAAUCUCUCCUAUCUGUUUCGCAUCACCGAACGCGGCAUUGGUCGCAUUUUCCGAAUGCCGGCCAUUGUAGCAGUGAACCUCAUGGGAUGCUAUCGAAUCAAGCAGUACCCGUGGGCAAUCGUAGACGGCGCUAAACGCACCGCCCUGCCCUUACGUGAACUGCAGCUCGGCGAAGACUCGCGGAUUCAGACACGGGGGUUCUGGCUCCUCUGGUGCACGUUUUCCUUCUCUACUGCACGUCUCAUCAGCGUGUGCCCCUUCCUGGAAACGCUGCGGUUGAACAUGGUGCUCUUCGAUCUGCCAGCGAAUGGUUUGGAGAUUCUUUUGAACGGAUGCGAUCAUCUCAAGCAUCUAAGUUUGGUGAUCGAUCGAGCUGCGGUGCCUGCUCUUUGUUCGGUUGCGCCAAAGCUGAGGUCGCUGGAGUCGCUAGAAGCGACCGUGCAUAUUGGCGUGACCGGAGAACUGCUGGGAACCUUGGUCACGGCCAAUGCUCUGCCAAAGUUGAAGGCAUUGAAAUUCCAUAGUAAACACACGACGGUUUUCUCCGACGCCUCCCUUGCGGCUCUAAUUACCGCGGCUCCUCUGCUCGAGUAUCUGGAGCUGAAUGGAGACGACAUUACUGCCGCAGGCCUUCAGCCAGUAGCCAAGAAGAUUGGCCCGCAAUUGCAGUCACUGCUACUACACCACGUGCGCAUCGCCAAUGCAUCUCUGCGGACCAUCGGACGUGGUUCGCCGGCCUUGAAAGAGCUGACAAUGACGGAUUUGCAACAACUCUCGCGAUCGAACCGACUACGCCACCUAGUUUGCGACUCGACGCUCAGAAUUCGGUUACGGAAAAUCGAACUGGCAUCACAUGCGGGGUUCAACGAUAAAGAUCUUGCAACGGUGCCGGCCAACUGCCCGAACUUGCAGUGGAUAGAUUUCAGUUUCUCCUUCACCUAUCCGCGAACUGGGCGGGCCAUUGCUGAUCAUUGUCCGGGACUCUUAUACUUGCGAUUGUGCAAAGCGACUCCACCGCCACUGCAUCAGGUCAUGGGGUGGGCUAACAACAGCAAUGCAGCCACCACGAACCAGACCGCGAAUGCUCAACCCACAACUCCGGCUGCCAAUAACGCUAAUGCGGCUGCGACGAACGUCGUUGGCGCUUCCAAUUCUGCAGCUUCGCAUUCCCCGCCCGUUCUCAUUCCUCGACCACCGCGCCCACGUCGAAGUGCCCACUCAUCGGAAUCCGUAACAAUACUUGCUCUGAAGCUGGCAAAGCAGAAAAGGAGGCGAAAAUCACCACCAACUUUCCACGCGUCUUCUCCCGAGUGCCGAUCCCUGAUGUACAUGACUUCGUCCGUCGUGGAUACAAAAUCCACAUUUUACGCUCCACGCGACUCGGCCUCUUCAUCCAGACCGCCACCCCCGCGCCGAAUCGCACGCCUUCGCAAACUCCGUGUCCUAGAUCUCACCGGCAACAUCGGCCUCACGGACUGGACGCUCGAGGCAGCGCUGUCCCGCCUUCCCGCGCUUCACACGCUUUUCAUUGACUCAUGCGACUCGAUUACGCGCCCCGCGCUGCUCCAUUUUGCUGACAUGAUGCUUCCGCAGCUCAAGCGAGUGCAUGUGCGGAAUUGCUCCUCAUGCCGCCCGGCUGUGGGGACGGCCUCGACAACGACAACGGUGCCGCGGAUUGGGAUCGCUGCCGUGGCGGGAGGCGCCGCUGCCGCAUUUGCUGCGGAGGGCCAGGCUCGCGACGCCCCGACGCCCGGAGUGAUCGGUAAUAGCUCGGCGGCGUUGGCUGUGGAGGUUGUUAUUGACGGCGCGAGGGUAUGGGGUCGUCGAUUUAGCGAGGAGGGUUGAUAGAAACUGCUCGGCUAGAUGCGUAGGUUGAUUGCGGAGCGUGCAGCGCCAUCUCAUGAAUAUUCUGUGCAUUAGAGUUUUGAGAUAGCUCGUACGCCUUCGACCAUGUACUUGAACCUUCAUUUAUAUGUUUCCUCCGUUGUUUGUGCUCAUUCCUUGGGGUUGCGUUUUGCACCAAGUAUUGACGAUUGAAUGUCCGACGAGACUGUGAAUAUGACCGGAGGAAAAAGAUGGCAG